Messenger RNA from Bubalus bubalis (water buffalo), 7787 nucleotides. It is a transcript of the gene FAM194C, whose product is annotated as chromosome 21 C3orf20 homolog. The coding region runs from base 4015 to 6744 and encodes 909 amino acids. The transcript has 17 exons. The record is from RefSeq and is a predicted model, not a curated record. Lineage: Eukaryota; Metazoa; Chordata; Mammalia; Artiodactyla; Bovidae.
GUGAAUGGUACUGUGGGAACUCUGGCCACUUAGCUGUUCAUUUCAUUCUGAUCGGUAUGGAGACACCAGUUCAUCUGGAUUUACAUGUGAGCUGAGAUAGAGUAGACAUAUUCUGUAAUAUUUGAUACUGAGGAAUCUGUAAUCCUAAGGAAUCUGUAAUCUUGUCUCUCAUGCCCACUCCGAUGACUUACUCAAAUUUAAAGGCUCCAUUUCUUUCCUUUUGCCAGUGCUGGCUGGCAGAUGUCUUUGUUCCAAGCAUUCAGCUUCCAAGUCAGUUGAUGGAGCAUCUGUUAGGAAGAAUUUCAGCCUGCCAAAUGGUAGCACAGAAGGGGACAUUGGGGGACGAAGUGAUCUGGUCUCCAGGAGGACCCUGACACUGGUGGAGAAUUUAGGGUAUCAUUUGAAAUGAUCAGGAAGACCAGGGAGGACUUUGUAGUCCAGAAAAGUAGAUGUUCAUGUCACUUGCAGAGUAGGCAUUCAGUAAGCGUUUAUAGUGACGGGCACACGUGGAGGCUGCUGGGCCUCGUCAGCGAGCAAGAUGCAUCUUAGCCAUCAGAGUCAGUUUUUCAGCUCCGCCCGCUCUUCUGGUGCUGCGGAUCUAGGCCCUCACCUCACUUGAGAGCCGACUCAUCCCAGCCUGAGUGGGAUGGACUUGGGCUGGAGUGAGGGGCUGCUAGAUCCCUUUGUCUUUGCUAACAACAGGUGGGUUAGCAGUGCUCCAGAAGGACCUCCUGUGCCUGGGUACAUCUGUGUGCUCUCCCAGUGUCCUCUUCACAGCUGCAGACAAGCAGUAGAAGUUGGCCACCAGGCCCACCGGGCUGUUACAGCUUCCUCCCUCGCCAGUGAGUCCUGUAAGAAGCACUGGAGCAGAUCUUCCAAGGGCCUGCAGGAGCCCGUGGUCUCCGAUCCACAGCACGGCGGUAUUGCUGUGAGGGCCCCGUUGUCAUUACAGAGUGCAAGCUGGAGCACAGGGUCGGUGACUCGUCACGCGCUAUCCAAGUGGCAGAUGGCGUAGGUGGUGUUCCAGACUCCUGCUUUCUCCAGCACCCUCUGCUCUCUGUUUAACCCCAGUAUUGAGCAGUAUUAAAAUCCCAAAUUCUUACCAACUUAACCUCUGAAGUCCAGAUCAAGGGCAGAGUUGCAAGACCUACAAAAGGUCAUUUUGUCAGGCAAAUACAUCUAGGAAAAAUAAUUCAUGAAAACCAACUGACCAAGCUUCCUUUUUUGCGGAAAUUGUCAAACUUAUCCUAAAAUUUGUAUGAAAUUACAAGAGACCCAGAAUAUCUAAAACAAUUUCGAAGAAGGACAAAGUUGGGGGACUUACUUCUUUAUUUCAAGACUUACUACAAAGCUACCAGGAUUGAAAUAGUGUGGUUCUGAUGUAUUAAUAAACAAUGAGACAGGAUUGAGAGUUCAGAAAUAAACCCCAUACAUCUGUGGUCACUUGAUUUUUGACAGUGGUGCCAAGACCAUCCAGUAGGGAAAGAAUAGAUCUCAACAUGAUUCUGAGACAGUUGACUCUCCACCUCCAAAAGAAUGGACUUGGAUACUUAACUCACGCCAUGUACAAAACCACCUCAAAGUGGACCAAAGACUUCAGCAUUUCUGUAAAACCAGCUGAAACAGCUUGUAGGACAAAUGGAGAGGAGACAGAAAUUGGAAUACUAAAAGAAAAAACAGAAUUGUUAGGUAUCCUAGGGUCAUAAGGGAAAAUAGAAGAAAACAGAGGAAGGUAAAUUCUAGGCAAAUAUGAGGGAGCUGGGAAGAGCGUGUAUGAGGCAGAGGGAGGUGCGGAAGGUAGUGCACAUAGGGAGAGCAGAGGGCCUGGAGAGGCAGGCUGUAGAGAAGGGUGGCAAGACAGGUCGGGCAGCAGGAAGCCCACAGUACAGGAGGCAGCGGGCUUCCCUGGUGGCUCUGACAGGAAAGAGUCUGCCUGCAAUGCAGGAGAUGUGGGUUUGAUCCCUGGGUCAGGAAGAUCCCCUGGAGGAGGGCAUGGUAACCCACUGCAGUACUCUUGCCUGGGGAAUUCCAUGGACAGAGGAGCCUGGCGGGGUACAGUCCAUGGGGUCACAAAGAGACACGACUGAGCAGGUGACAGUUUCACUUUUAUGGGAGGCAGUGGUCGUGGGAAGGGCACCCAAAUAACCUCUUGUCCUUACCCAGGGCACCCACGGUGGAAAGCAGACCAGUCUAUGCACAUUGGCUCAUGGUCACUGUCAGCUAAUAACUGUAAGUUGGAUUUUCUCUAGGAUUUAAAAAUGUAUAAGCCUCGUUCGAAUUCCCCUUUCACAGCAUUCAAACUAGUUGAGUGUCUUGUGCCUAGUUUUUGACAUCCUGUUCCAUUUCAGACCCAGAGUCCUUGAGCGUUAACACAGUUCAGUUUUACUGGUUCUCUUGGGCCUGUUACGCAGGAGUGUGUCCAGCAGAUGGCACUGGAAUUCUUAGACGGCAGACCCGUGCUCUGAAGCAGCAUUGCCCAGUAGAAAUGAGGUGUAAGCCCUGUGUGUCAGUUUGGUUUCUAGGAGCCACAUUUAAAAAGCGAAUUCUUUCUGUGGUAUAAAACCAUCCCUCUGUGUCUGCGGGGGGAUCCACCAGAGUCUGUAGCCGCUCGAGUUCCACAGUCCGCCCUCUACAUGCAGUUCAUACCCGCACAUGCAGCCAGUGUGGAGCGUGUGGUGCUGUGGCGGUAGUGAAGGGUCCACACACAUGGGCCCUCCCAGGUCAAACCCAGGUUGUUCAGGGUCAACUCGAUUGAACCCAGAAUAUCCAAAAUAUUUCAUCAUUCCAUCAAUACACAGAAAGUUCAAUGGGACGUUUUGCAUUUCUUUUCACACCAUGUCUUCAAAACCCAUUGUGUGUCCACUUCUAGCACAUCUUGAUUCAGAUGCUCAAUUUUCAUCAGGAAUACUUAAUCUCUAUUUGGAUUUCACAAAAUAUACAUUUGAAAAAGUAGAUUCACAUACCUAAGUUGAUCCAAACACACUUAAAAACAUUUAAGAGUUGGCCAGUAACGAAAUUGGUUAUCAAGCUUUAAAUUUCAUAAACUUAAAAUAUAGUUCCUUGGUCAUACUAUACCACACUUCAGAUGCUCAAAAGACACAUGUCUAGUGCUAGUGAAUGCACAGCACAGCUUGGAUCUGUUUUUACAUGUUUUGUGGUUUAACUAUAUAUAAAUCUCUUGUUAGUAACUAAGUGAUCGGCAAACAGGUCUCUUCCAGCCGUUCAUUAAGCACUCACGUUACCCCUUGGCUGUGUUUGACUUGGGAGCCACCACUGCUGAAUCUCCGGUCGGAAAGCAUGGCCGCGCCUCAUUCAUGGCGUUGUGGAGCUAAGCAAAAUGUCUUGGAUUAGAAAUUGCUUUGAAUUAUUUGUUUUCAUUGUAAUCUUUUCUCCAGGCCUUUGUGUGUUUUAAUACAGUUCGUUUGAAUUGGCUAAAUAAAUCCUUUUGUUUGCUUGCAAAAGUCCCAAAGGAGAAACUUUAAAUCCAUAUACAUGAGAUUCCUGCUGUGUUUAGCUGUGCAUUUGCCAAAGACUUGUGGAAUAAUUUAUUUCCUCUUAAAGCCAUAGUGCAGCCUGGGAGAUGGCUCUCAGCUGACCUUGUUGUGACAUACAGAUGAGGCAGUAGAAUUUAGAAUCUGGAAUGGGCGAGGGUACUGGUCUUUACAGUUAAUACAACACAGAGCAGCCACGCCAUAUGUGUUUAAUUUCUUUUCAGCCAGUAAAUUGAACUAAGUCAGUUAUAUGUCAGGCAGUUCCUGUAAGAAACUAUAUGGCUAAGGUUUUUAUUGAGAGACCAAAAGAAGAACUUCCAUCCUCAGAUCUCUGACUCCUAGAGGAUGCACCGGCUCGAUGACCUAUAAGGGCCGUUUCAGCACAUCCGUCUGUCCCGAGACCUGGCCUUAGGCGAGAACGUAGGCUCUCAUUCAGCCCUCAGGCUGUCUAGCUGCUUACAGCUGAAGGUCCCUCUUGUCUAGAAUGGACAGCAUCACCUAGCAGUAUGCGUGCUGAAGUACCAUGAAUGACAUCAAGAGUAACCGAGAACUGUACCUGCAGUACACCGCCACUGCCCCCAAGCUGCUGGCCCACAUCUCCAGGCUGCUCGUCGGCUGCCGGAACGCAGGCAUUUCUGUACCCAAGGGCAUCAGGAACAUCUUUGAAUUCACCUGGGAGGAGCUGGUCACCGACCCCAUGGUCCCCACCCCCUCUGACAUCUUGGGCCUGGAGAUCAGCAUUGGCGCCCCGCCCGUGGUGCUUAUGGAAUCAGCCCCCGUGCAGACCCCUGUCCAGAAGAAGCUGCCCCCACCAGCGCUCCCACUGCCGAUGCUGCCCGCUUCCACCGGGCUGGCCAAAUUCACGCACGCUCCCACCCACGGCCGCCGCAGGCAGUCCAGCCAGGAGAUCCUGCACAGGUUCCAGCGGCAGUCCAUCCACCUGCUGACCGAGCUCCUCAGCCUGAAGAUGAAGGCCAUGCUGGAGUCUGUGUCUGUAGGUGCCAACCCCUUGGACAUUACAAAGCGCUUCGUGGAGGCCAGCCAGCUUCUGCACCUCAAUGCCAAAGAGAUGGCUUUUGACUUCCUGAUUGGCACCAUCGGGAGAAAUUCUGGCAGUGCCGGACAGAUGGGGAAAGAUUCCUUUACGAAUAUCCCAGCCAUGGGCGUGAACUCACCUUAUCAGCUUGUCUACGAGGCCUCUACUGGCUGUCUGAGCUUUUCCCUCUCAACCGGAAGGGAAUUCAAGAAGAAAACAGCUACAGGCAAACCCAAAAAUACAGACGAUGCUUUGGCAUCGCCGCAGCGAGGAGCAGGAGCGGGAACCUCUGCCUCCGAGGUUACCGAGUUGAACGACCCUUGUCCUGAAGCCCGGGAGAAGCUGCAGGAGAUGUGUCGCAUUAUAGAAGCCGAAAGGGUCUCGUGGAAAGGGAGGAAUAUCUUCUACCCCAUCAUCAUACGCAACUACAGGGCAAAGAUGUCCCCUCAUCUAAUGUCGACCCCCAAAGGGGAUGCUCAGACCCAGAGCUCCCACCACCCUCACCCUCCGGGUGUUCAGACUUAUGCUCCCGCCCCUCACCAGCCUCCCGCCCACCACCUCCACUCCCACCGGCACUCUCUGGAGUGGAAGGGGCCCAGGAAGGUCAUCAAGUUGCAUUACUCCUUCUACGAUGGGUCCUCCUUCGUUUACUAUCCCUCUGGGAACAUCGCCAUGUGUCAGAUCCCCACGUGCUGCAGAGGGAGAGCCAUCACCUGCCUCUUUAACGACACACCCAGCUUCUCCUUCCUGGCCCUGUUCAAUGCUGAAGGCCAGGGCUGUGUUCACUACAACUUAAAGGCCCGCUGCCCAUACGUCUUGGUCUUGGAUGAGGAAGGUGGUAUCACCAACGACCAGAAGGGCUACGUAGUCCACAAGUGGAGCUGGACUUCUAAGACGGAGACUUUACUCUCUCUGGAAUACAAGGUGAAUGAGCAAAUGAAGCUGACGGUGCUCGGGCAGGACACUAUGAUGGUCACCUUCACCUCCAUGAAUGAGACAGUAACGCUCCCCAUAUCGGCCAGCAACUGUCCCCACGGAAUAUCGCACGAUAAGCGGAUAACCCGCAGAAUCAGCAUCAUGGAUGAAAAGAUAUCUAAGAUGAGCCGGGCCCUGGCAGAGAUCAAGAGGCGGUUUCAGAAGACAGUGUCCCAGUUCAUGAACUCCAUCCUGCUGGCGGCAGGCCUGUUUACCAUCAAAUACCCGGUAAAGGAAGAGGCAGAAGUCAAUCGGACCAGACUGAAGUCCGUUCUCUUCCCCGAGCGCAGCACCAAGCUGAGUCUGUACUCAGGAGAUACGCUCUUAUUACGGUCGCAGUCAGCCCAACCCGAGUCCUUGAUUGAAGUAGCUUCAAAGGAAGAGCCUGAGUCGGCUCCUGUGAGCCCCAUGCGGAAGAAGCCCAGCAAGUUCCACACCAAGGCCAUGGCUCCACGCAGAGGGAAGGCCAGAGAGGUUCGCAGCCCCACCAGGUGGGCGGCCUCACUCUCCGACUGCCCCCUGGUGCUGCGGAAGCUCAUUAGCAAAGAGGACAUCCGGGCCGGCUGCAGGUGCUUGGUGCGAGCGCCCCUGGUGUCCGACGUGGAGCUGGAGCGCUUCCUGUCAGCGCCCCGAGACCCCAGUCAGGUGCUGGUGUUCGGGGUCGUGUCGGGCCAGAACCCCACCAGCUCGGGGCAGCUCCAGUGGCUGCUGGACAUGCUCUACAGCCGCCGGCAGCAGGGCCGCGCCUCUCCCUGCAUCCAGUGCCGGCACGACCCCUACCGCCUGCUGUGCUACGACCUGGACGGCCCGCUGCAGAGGGACCCGCCCCUGCUGGUGAAGAAGUACGCUGUGAUGCAGGGCAUGAUUCUGAUGUUCGCUGGGGGAAAGCUACUUUUUGGGGGCUGCGUUUUGAAUGGCUAUGGCUUCAGCAGGCAGAAUCUGCUGAAACAGAUCUUCCAGGCUCGACAGGACUGCAAGAUGGGCUACUUCCUGCCUGAGAACUACAAAUUCAGUGUUUUAGCCUCUGUCCCGGGCCUGGAAGACCCCACCUCAUCCAAGAAAGUGGUCUCAGGGGACGUCCAAGGAAGCCUCUCCUCGUUGGCCUUGGGGGACAAGUUGGAGGAGCCCUCCACCGAAGCCGAGAGGAAAAUGAUCCAGGCUGAUUUGGAUCUGCGUGCUCUCAAAGCUUGGAAGAGCAGCAAGAAGACAGCCACCUGGAAGAAGCAGGCCUCCAAGAAGUGAUGCCACCCCCGUGGCCACCUGGAGCGUGGCCCAGAUGCAGCCCCUCCCAUGCCCCUCCCGGGCGCCCCCCCACCGCCCUGCCUCUCCAGCCUCCCACCCCUUCUUUGAACUCAGCCUAAUAAAUGAGCAUGCCGCCAGCAUCCAGGUGCAGCCAUGGGACGCGCUGGCUCCUACGAAGCUGGAGGCCCUGACAGCCCUUUCCAGUGCAAGGCCUUAGAGAUACGGUGCCUCCCACCCAGGGCUUCCUCUGUGGCCAGUGCAGUCAGCCCAGGAGCCUCCCAGGGAAUCGAAGGUCUCCAAGGGGCUGAGCCGAUGACACGUGAACCCUGGGGAGGUCUCAGGUGGGACUAAGCUUUGCUUAGUGUGGGGCCGAGUGGCCUUUGCUGGGUGGGGAAGGGCCCAGAUUCUGGCCCAGGUGGAAAACAGGGUGAGAGGAAGAAGAGGGAGCAGAGAGAGAGAGAGAAAGCCAGGCGGGUGGGAGAAGAGACAGAGGAAGGGACGGAGCGCCCCGAGAAGGGAGAGUGGGGCGGGGGUGUGUGUGGAGGAACAAGGGAGGAGGCGGGCUGAGGGGCAGGGAGGUGGGAGGAGAGGGGCCUGGGGGGAGGUGACAGGGCAGGGACGGGGCGCACCCUGGGGCCUCUGGUUGUGCAGGGACAGCCAGAGCCCCGUGGCCUCCACGUGCGGGCGUCCCAUGAGCCCAGCCCCGGUAUCCUUUUAUGGAUUGGAUGCCCCUCCCCUGAGCUCAGAGAUGGCAGCCCCCUCUGCGGUUCCAAUUCCUUCUUGGUGGUCCCUGAGUGGGGCCGAUGUCACAUCAGCUGUGGGUCCACUUGUCACAGGCUCUCAAGAGCCACUCCCCAGCAGGGUGAGGACUCCAGAGGCUCUGCCUUGUUCUUCAAGCCCAGAAGAGACCUCAGGCCCUGGUCCGUGAGGAGCUCUACACAUAGCUCCUUACGCUCCCUCUGUGAAUAGAUGCUAUUUACAUUCGAUUCUUUGACGUUUAAUUUUUAUCCUUUGUAUCAUUCAAAGGCUUUUUUUGAAUUAUA